AUGCAGCUUCCAACAGUGAACCCGGCGAUCCCAAAAUCUAGACCUACCUACUGCUUCUCCUUCGGAUAUUCCGACCCAACUGUGGGCCAGGAUAUCUCCCUGGGCUCAAUUUGCGACCAUACCACUCCAACAUCCUCCCUCCCCAGAUCACAAAAGUACAACAAGGCGCAAACUAACGGCCACCCCGGCCCGCCUCGCUACCAUGCCAACACUGUCAUCACUCUCGCCUAA
Penicillium mononematosum is the source of this 231-nucleotide messenger RNA. RefSeq lists its product as uncharacterized. The record is from RefSeq and is a predicted model, not a curated record. The transcript has a single exon. The coding region runs from base 1 to 231 and encodes 76 amino acids. Lineage: Eukaryota; Fungi; Ascomycota; Eurotiomycetes; Eurotiales; Aspergillaceae.